UUCUCUCUCCUCCCCAAGCCUAUUUUCUUCAAUUAGUUCCGAGGUCAAAAACCUGGCCAGGAGAAACUAUAAGAAAACGUAAUCGAAGCUUUCUGUGUUCUCCGUCUUCCUCGAUCCGCCUCUGCUUUCUAUUCUUUAUUUGAUCUCUCCUCUUCAGCAAUUCUAUCCCGCUGAAGUUGUCUUACCUAUUCCUGUUCUCUCUCUCUCUCUCUCUCUUUCUCUGUGGCGCGCGCGUGAUAGGAGAACAGAAUAUAUGCUGCCUUCGGGGAUCUUGAUUUCUGCGCUCUUCCCUCUCUUUGUUGUUUGUUCAAUCACGGGAAGUAAUUCAGUGAAUGUUGUUACACUUGGUUCAAUUGAAAUUUUCAAUGCUCAUGAAUGGCUCCAUUCAAAACCAACUGUUUAUUUUCGUUGUCAAGGAGAAGAGAACAAAACAGUCUUGCCAGAUGUAAAGAAAACACAUGUUCUAUAUAUUUUUAAGGGCGAAGAGUCAUGGCAGCCACUAACAGAGCUUCCCGACCAAAAAUGCAAGCGAUGUGGUUUUUAUGAAAAGGACAAAUUUAAAUCCGACGAUGUGUUUGAUGAAUGGGAGCUCUGUCCAGCAGAUUUUGUUGAAGGAAAAUAUAUACGCUUUAAGGAAAAUGAGUUCAAUGCAACAUUUGUCUGCCCUCAAUGCACUGCUGUUGCUGAUUCUGAUAAUGGGCAAAGCCAGAGUACUUCAACAAAGCACAAUAAACGAAAUGUAGCUCUCAUAGUUAUCAUCUGUCUAUUGGCAUCUCUAAUUGUCAUAGUUGGAAUGGUGGCUGCUCAGAAGUAUUGGCAGAAGAGAAAAAGAGAACAAGAUCAGGCACGAUUUCUACAGCUUUUUGAAGAGGGUGAUGAUAUUGAAGAUGAACUUAGUCUUGAGCCUGAGUUUUAACUUUAUAAUCAUUUGUAUAUAGAAAUGGCUCACAUUAGUCUUCCCUUUCCAUAGUCUCUGUACAGUAAUGUCUGAUGAAAUUCUUGUUUCUGGCUGUAUUGAGUUCAAAAUUUUGUUUUGUGGAAGAAUCAUAGGCAGUGAAAGUAUCAGUAAAAAAAAAAGCUUCUAUCUGUCA
Molecule: messenger RNA, 1091 nt
Organism: Dendrobium catenatum
Lineage: Eukaryota; Viridiplantae; Streptophyta; Magnoliopsida; Asparagales; Orchidaceae
Exons: 4
Coding region: 254-916 (220 amino acids)
Source: RefSeq, a predicted model, not a curated record